This is a messenger RNA of Pistacia vera, 1252 nucleotides long. RefSeq names its product UDP-glycosyltransferase 83A1-like. The transcript has 3 exons. The record is from RefSeq and is a predicted model, not a curated record. Gene Ontology annotation, molecular function: UDP-glycosyltransferase activity. Bases 74 to 1252 code for a protein of 392 amino acids. Lineage: Eukaryota; Viridiplantae; Streptophyta; Magnoliopsida; Sapindales; Anacardiaceae.
ACAGAUCAGAAUAUAAGGAACUGAUAUUAUAUAUAUAAGUUGCGAUUAUAGUUUAAAAGAAAAGCUCUUUGUAAUGGGGAGUCAACCUCAUUUUCUGCUUAUUCCAUAUCCAGCACAGGGCCAUGUUGCACCUCUUUUGAAAUUGGCUACAAAGAUUUCUGAACACGGAAUCAAGAUCACGUUUGUUAACACGGAAUUUAUGGAGGCGAAAAUCUUGGCUUCAGGGCCGGAGAAAGCUGAGGAGGGGAGCUUGAUGAAGUUUGUUUCGAUUCCGGAUGGACUUGAAGGCGAUGAUCGGAACGAUGCAAUUGAGAUGAAUGAGAGUGUGUUUAGAGUUAUGCCAGGUCAUUUAAAGGAGUUGAUUGAGAAGAUGAACCAAUCAGAUGGCGCCUGUGAGCCGAUCACUUGUGUUAUUGCUGAUAUUUGUCUCGGAUGGGCUCUGAAAGUUGCCCGCAAGAUGGGAAUUCCGGGAGCUGCUUUUGUUCCUUACGGACCACCCACUUUGGCCUUUGCCUUUCAUUUUACAAAGCUUACUGAUUCUAAUGGAAAUUUAAUGAAUAAUGAGUUGAUCUCUCCAUCAGAAGAAACGCUUCCCUGGAAAAGUAACGAAUAUCCCUGGCGCUGUCCUGGUGUACCAGGUAUAGAAAAGCUGUUAUUAGAAUUAUUUACUGGUGUUGACGAAACUGUUAGAAUUUCCAACUGGGUUCUUUCCAAUUCAGUCUAUGAACUUGACUCAUCGAACUGUGAUUUGGUUCCGAAAAUCUUCCCCAUUGGCCCAUUGCUUGCAAGAAAUCAUUCAGGAAAUUCAACUGGAAGCUUAAUUCCAGAGGACUCUUCCUGCUUAAGGUGGCUAGACAAACAAGCAAUAGGUUCAGUUAUUUAUGUUGCAUUGGGCAGCACAAACACCAUAAAUCAGCAACAAUUUGAGGAAUUGGCGCUCGGUCUUGAAUCCUUAGGCCUGCCAUUUUUGUGGGUUGUUCGAUCAGACCUUGUGGAUGAAUCACAUGUCGGUUCCCAGAUGGUUUUAAAGAGAGAAUGCCGGCCGGGGAAGAUCGUUGAAUGGGCAGCACAAGAAAGCUUGGAGAUUGGUUUAGAUUUAACCCUGGAUGAAAAUGGGAUUCUGAGCAAGGCAAGAAAUACAAAGAAAGGUGAAAAAAUGCUGAGUGAUGAAGGUAUCAAAGCGAAUUCAUUGAAGCUGAAGGAAAUGGCUGGAGGAGUCUUGUUGAAGGUGGAUCUUCAUUUCAAAAUUUAA